Messenger RNA from Eupeodes corollae, 8911 nucleotides. RefSeq names its product transcription factor dcp-66 (gene simj). The record is from RefSeq and is a predicted model, not a curated record. NCBI's taxonomy places the organism in Eukaryota, Metazoa, Arthropoda, Insecta, Diptera, Syrphidae. Gene Ontology annotation, biological process: negative regulation of transcription by RNA polymerase II. Gene Ontology annotation, cellular component: NuRD complex. The transcript is spliced from 10 exons. Bases 1710 to 4370 code for a protein of 886 amino acids.
CAAAAAAUCUUUUAUUAUACGUCGGUGUGUCUGGCCAGCAAAGUGUGCAGCUCGUCGGUUCGUCGGACCUGUGCAUAGAAAAAUACAAUUCAAGAAAAAAAGAAGAAACAAAAAUUAUAAAAAAAAAACUUUUUUUCCUAAUCACCGUUGUGUAUAAACAAAAUAAAAUAAGUUUUCUUUUUUAUUUCUGUGUUCAAGUGCAAAGUGCAUCAACAUUUCACGAAAUAUUUACAUUCUCACGAGAUAAAAAAGUAAUUACCUACAAAAAGAAGAAAAAAAAAAUUCUCACAUCUUCAAGAAGUGCAAACUGUGUGGAAGAAAAAAAAAAGAAGAUACACAGUUUGAAAUUUUGAAGUUCUUUUUUUUGUGUCUUUCUCCUGUCUCCCGUCUUCCAUUCAAUUCUUUUAAAUGAAACGAUGCGAUAAUCGAUUUAGUGUGUGUCGUUUUUGUUAAAUCAGUGUAAGUGUGUGUGUUAGUCGGUGUUCAGCGCGGCAUAAAUUUUCUCACUCGCUCUCUCGCUCUUUGUGUAAGUGUGUUUGCAUUUUUGUCUCUCUCUCUGUCUUCUAUCUUCCUCGUCUACGGCUGUGUUCACGGUUCACGCGCGGUGACACACAAACACUUGUGCAUUAUAUAAACUAAGGAAGAGGCAAUCAAAAGAGGAUCGACAAGAAAAACCAACAAAAAAAAAAGUUUUUCAAUCUACCUAUAAAAAUAUUUUUCUUACCACCUCCUUGUCACUUCCAAUUAUUAUCUAUUUUCUCGGUUUUCCUCAUGCAAAACAAAAGAAAUUAACAGUUAUAUUAUUAUUAUCACGGUUGUUAUUGUUUUCGAAAACAAUAAAAAUGUCAUUUUUUACUAUUCUGAUUCUGAUUCUGCCGAUAAUGGCUGUGUCCAGUGAGUGGUGAUAAAAGAAUUUACAAAAAAAGGACUAUUAGAGCAUAGGGUGUCUCGUUAAAAAGCAAAGUCAUACAAAAUUUACUUCCCAUUUGCUUGCUGAUAGGAAUCGCAAUAAUUCACGUGCUUUCUUCACAUUGAAAUAAUUCAAGAGAAAAGCGGAAAAACACAUAAAAAGUAAAAAAUACAAAAAGCAGUUUGAGUUAGUCGCCUUCGCUUCCACCACCACCACCAUCAACAUUAACACCACUGCCACUGCCAGCGAGUUUAUGCCCCCGCCAUCCACAACCACAACCACUACCCCUUUCCAAAUGAAAGAAGUGCAAAAAAAGAUGCAAAAUUAAUUCAAAGAAAUUGAAAUAAGAUUCAAAUAAAAAAAGGAAAAAUGUUUCUCGUGUACAAUUCUCUUUAAAAUUUCGUUUCAUCUGGAAGCGUAACCGUUUAGUUUUCUUUUUUGUUGUUCUGGUAUCUUAUGCCUAUUUAUGCGUUUUAAUUUCCAUGCAACUUAUAUAGAAUUUCUGUAUUGACGUGUAGCUCUAUAUAAAUAGGUAUAUACCUACAUAUAUGUACACCGAGUCGAUAUAGUGCCACCACAUCGGACAGCGCCAAGCUUCACCGCAUCGACCAUCGUACGUCGCUCGUCGCCCAUCUCCAUUGAUAUAGGAAAGAGGAACCAGAAACAAGCAAAGGCAAUCUAAACGAUCGUUUUUUUGUUGUUGUUCUUUUUGAAAUUAUUGACCCCACUAUUGUCGCUGCUGCCAUCGUCAUCGUGCAGGGCGUCGUUUAAUCGCGUCGCCGCCGCAGCCUCAAGUUAAAUGGCUAAGAUGGAUGUCGACGAUGUGGUCGACUUGAGUUUAGGUUCGGGAAGAGAUUCUCUUACAAUAACACAAGCGACCGUUAGAGAUCUUCGUGCAUUGACACAGAAUGCUGGUUUAACAAUAACCCCCGCACCGCCCCCGCUAAAUAAUUUCGUCGAACAACAAGAUGAGAAUAAAGUACAACGGAGAGUGUUACGUCCCCGAACUGAACCCAAAUCAUAUGCUGAAGCACCUGAUAUUGUGCUAUUGCCGGCCCGUGUCAAUGGCCGGGCUCAAAAUGGAAAUAUCGAUUCAGAGACUGACGAUGAAGAAAUGCCACCAUACUAUCCGAUAAAGGAACUCACGCCAGCUGAGCUGAGGGAGCGUGAAAAAGGAUUACGGAAAUUGCGAGAAGAUCUGCGUAACGAAGAAACCAAAUUGGUCCUGCUAAAAAAGCUGAAACAAUCGCAACAUGUUAUGAAGGAAAAUCUGGUGGUGACACCAACGAAUGUCUCACCAACAACAAACAAUAACAAUCCUCUAGCUUCGAUUCCAGCUGCCCUGACAAAAGGAUCAUUGAGUGUGACGCCGACGAAUGUAGUGCCACUUGCUGCCCAUUCAAAAGGACGACCUUCUCCUGUUCUCAAUCUAAACUUUAAUCAAAUUUGCAGUAACAACAACACAAGUAUCAGUCGUUGUCAGCCCCCAUCUGGUCGGGCGAAUACGACUAUACUCCCGCCGCCACGCUCAUCGCUACCAGGUGGAGCAACUUUGACAGCUGGUAGUAGUUCAUCGUCGGCGCAUCGGACAAGCUCGAUAUUGCCUAGAACCGGAUCGAAUCUCACCAUAACACCAUCAGUAACAAUAACACCCACAUCUGCACCACCAUCGGGAAUUAAACCACGCAAUCUAAGUAUUUCGGAUAAUUCAAAGGUAUCUUCUGGAUCUAUAAGUAAUUCUGUGUCCAUAACCCCUGCCCCACCAUUGCUUUCGCAACAACAGCAGUCGCAUCAACAGCAACAACAACAGCAGCAGCAUAAUGAGCUUAAGAGUGACCGCUCAUCGACGAGAGAAGAAGUUCAAAGUCCCGCUCAAAGACAGGCAGCCGCCAAAUUAGCAUUAAGAAAACAGUUGGAAAAAACUCUUCUUCAAAUACCACCCCCAAAACCUCCACCACCAGAAAUGCAUUUCAUACCGAAUCCAAGCAAUACGGAGUUCGUAUACCUACUGGGCUUAGAGACCGUGGUUGAUUAUCUUAUGACAAAGGACAAGAAACCGUCGACUGUACUUCCGCCAUUUAGAUGUGCGCAGUGUAAGAUUGACUUCACCCCUGUUUGGAAAUGGGAGAAGCAAGGUAAUAAGGAUCCUAAAGUUAUUUGUGAACAAUGUGUGACGACAAAUGUUAAGAAGGCUCUCAAAGCAGAGCAUACCAACCGACUGAAACAAGCUUUUGUUAAAGCUUUGCAACAAGAGCAAGAAAUUGAACAAAGGCUUGCAACACAAAGUAGUCCAUCGCCAGUAGAUUCUCAUGCUUCGCAUUCUUCGACGCCGGUUCCGCCCCCUUCAUCGAUGAUAAUGAUACCGACUAAAUGUCAAACACCAACACCGACUCCUACACCAACGCCGCGCCCAACACCACCACCACCUAGUAGUCAGCCGACACCACCACCGCCGCCACCAACAACACCGCGAUCUUCGCGCCAGCAGCAUUACGAUCUAAGUCCAAGUACUCCCUCUCCGAGUCCGAUGUCAGUAGCAGCAGCGGCUGCUGCUGCGGCUGCGGCGGCUGCAGCGUCAGUUUCAGCUCAACAACUACAACAGCAACAAUUGCAGCAUCAACAACAAUUGCAACAACAACAGCAGCAGUUGCAACAACAAGCUCUUCAACUUCAACAACAGCAGCAAAGAGAGCAACAACUUCAGCAAAGAGAGCAACAGCUGCAAGCAAGGGAACAGCAGCAACAACAGCAGAGGGAAGCGCAAAGAGAAGCGCAAAGAGAGGCGCAAAGAGAGGCUCAAAGGGAGGCUCAAAGGGAAGCACAAAGAGAGCAGCAGAGAGAACAACAGAGAGAACAACAACGAGAACAGCAAAGGGAACAACAGCGAGAACAACAACAACAGCAACUGCAACAGCAGCAAAGAGAAGCCCAGCAGCAACAACAUCAACAACAGCAACAGCAGCAGCACCAACAACAGCAGCAACAACAACAACAGCAGCAACAGCAAUUCUCACAAACAGCGGCGGCAGCAGCCGCUGCAGCAGCUCAACUUAAUGCACUUGGAAGUUUGCCGGGUCUAAAUAAUCUAGCCGGCUUAGGAAGUCUAGGUAACCUGGGCAAUGUAGGUAACCUAAGCAAUCUUGGAAGCUUAGCCAAUAAUUCACCUGCUGCAACAGCCGCUGCAAUGCAAGUUUUCCAACAGCAGCUAUUUAGAGCUUUGGCCGGCUCCAAUCCGCAGAAUAUGAUGCAGUUACCUUUUCUGUACUCGUACCAAAUGGCAAUUGCACAAGCACAAGCAGCUGCUUUCAAUAACAAGAAAAACGUCUCAUCUAGUAAGAACGGUCCUAGUUUAGCAGAUAUUCAACGUGCAGCAGAAAUGCAACGACAGUAUUUACUCGAAAUGAUCCCUCCCCAAGCGCCGGGACCGAGCAACAGUCGUCAAAACAAUUGGAAGACCUAAAAAUACCAAGUUGUUUACUAACCCGACAAUUAGAAUACAGCACAACAUCCAUAAAUAAAAUAAAUAUAUAAAGCAAUAGAAUUAAAACAAAUCAUACCAUGUCCCACAUUCUCCAACCAAAAAAUGGACAAGGAAUACAUCGGGAAACUGUUUUCAAAAGAAAAACAAACAACACAAAAUUAAACAAAAAAAAAAUAAACAAAAUAAUUGCAAACAAACCAACAAAUGCAAUUAAUCAUUUAUGAACUUUUAAUAAUUUCUCAAAACAAAAACAAAAGUUAAAUUUUGUUUCUAGUUUGCUUGAUUAAAUUAAAUUUUUCAUUCAAUCAGAAACAUUAAUAUUACGUUAAUUAUAGCUCAAUUCAGAUGCAAAACAUACUAUAAAUACAAAAACAGAAAAUAAAAAAGAUGCAAGUGAACAUUAAGUUUUCUAAGUAAUGUAAUUAUAUAUAAUAUAUUGAUAUAUAUAUAUUGAUAGAAUUUUAUAUUUAUAUGUAAAUGUAUUGAUGUAUGAAUGAAUUAUAAAGUUUAUUUGGUUUUGUUUUUUAUUAUUCAAAUAACAAACAAACAAAAAAAUAAAAUGCAAAACAAAACCUAAGUAGUUAUAAACUUAUUUGAUAGUAAUUUUAGAAAAUAAACUUGCACUGUAAUUAUUAUUAUUACCAUACUUUAAUUUUUUAAUUGAAUUUUAUUUAUUUUAAAUAAAACAAAAAAUAAAGAAAAGCACGCACUUAUAAACACGACAAAAACAAACUACUGAUAAAAAGAGAAAAUAGUUUGUAAACAAAAUAUAAAUCAAAAACAGUAAACUAAACAUUUUUACAGGCUAACUACAAAAUAAACAAACAAAAAAACAAAAACAAUUUAAAAUUAAAUUAAAUAAAUCUUAGUUAAUAUUAGUUAUGUUUUUUCAUUACAAUGUAAUUGUUAUUUCUUUUUAUGUAAAUUAUUACAAUUUAUUAUAAUUAAAAAUCUUAGUACGAUAAAUAAUUUUCCAAAAAAAAUUAAAUACAAAAAUAAAAAUAAAAUGUUUUGCUUCUCGAUCGUACAAAUUAAUUUUUAAUUCAUUUAAUUAACAAUAGACAAAUGUUUUAUUUUUAAUUACAAACAAAAAAAUAUGGAUAUUAAUUUUAUGAAAAAAAAAGAAGAAUUUCUACCAGAUUUUAAACAAACAACAAAAAAUACAUAAAAAACAUAAUAGAUUUUUUUGUUAUAGAAAAUAUAGUUAUCCAAGACAUACAAAAAUAUUCAAUCAUCAAAUAAAUAAACAAACAAAACUUAUGAAAAUAAUUGGUAAACAAUACAUUAAAAAUUUCUUAAAUCAAAUCAAACAAAAAAUUGAUACCACCAUAUUUUUAUUUGCUAAAAAACCUUAAAACGGAAAUUUAAAAUAAUUUUUUUUUAAAUUUACUUUAUUUCAAAAACAAUCGAUGCCUUAGUUUUUCAUUAUAUGUAUUUUUUUUUCGUUAACUGCCUGUUUUGUUAAAUUAAAUGUUUUUGAAAAAAAAAAAGAAUUAAUUCUUUUGUAUGUUUCGAUUUAUAUAGAAAAUAAUUUGUGUAUGCCAUUGGCAAAUAAAUUUGAUGAAAGAAUUUUUUCAUAUUAUGUUUAUUAUUUUUAGUUAUGUUUUAAUUUUAGCCUAAGUGUAGUAGAUCUUUUUAAAACUUGUAAAUAAGAAAAUACCGGUGUUUUAAAAUAAUAAAUAUAAAAAAAUUAUACGUUUUUUGUUUUGUUUUGAUUUUAUUUUUAUAUUCUUUUUUCUGCUAUGCAAUGUAUUAGAUGAUUUUUAUCAAAAGAAAGUGGGGAUCCAUAGUUCUGGAAAACACAAUAAUAAACCUGACUUUAAGGGGGGAAUUUAAAUUAUAUUUUUAAACGAGUAAUAUUGCUUCUUAGGUAUAUUUUUUCCUAAAGAGGGUUGAAGUGAAUAUGAAUUAAAAGUCAAUUCCUUUCAUUAAAUUAAAAAUCUAGUAGUAAUCGUGGCUUGAUGGUUAGUGCGUUGGAAUGUCAUACCAGAGGUCUUGGGUACGAUCCCUGCCUAUGCCCUCUUAAAUUUUUUUAACGGGUGACGCCCCUUGCGAGAAAUUGACACAUCCUCUAAGAGUAAUUCUUGUCGUGAAAAGUGCUUUCUCAAAUUAGCCGUUCGGAUUUGGCUUAAAACUGUAGGUCCCCUCUAUUCCUGACAACAGUACUCGCACACAGGAUUGGUUGAGAGUUGUAAGUCACUAGGCCCUAGUUCUCAUCUUACUGUUGGGCCACCCAAUUUAUUUUAUGUUUAAAUUAAAAAUCUACGUGAACCAUCACUAUAUUCCCUUCUAGUUCCAAUUUUAGACCUGUCACUGUAAUUUUGUAUUCUUUACAAUCACUCAAAUCUACCUACCUAUCUUGUACUCGACGGGCUAAGACCAUCUUAAUUUGUUUAUUUUUAUAGAUAAGUUAUCUUCAGUUUUUAUUCUUGCAAUGCGAAAAAAGAAGCGUGGAUUGAUAAACUAUUUUAAAACUAAAAACUGAUCUAGUGUGUUCAAACUUUCGAGGAUUUAAUCCAUGAGAUUAUCUCCCUUCAUAUUCCAAAGUAUCCCUUUAACAACUGAAGGAAUUUUCUCAAGGUUUUAUUAGGUUCGGGUUAUGAUACUACAACAUUUUAUAUAUUUGGUUGUUUUUUAUUUCUGUGGACAGAGGUGGUAGAAAAGUUUUAUUUUUUGCAUAUGAUACCUAAAUUGAAUUACACUUUUUUUUUACAAUAAAACCAAAAAUCCUAUAAUAUGCCAUAAUAAUUAUUAUUUUCGUUUUGUUUAAAUUAAUUGACUAGUUAUACAAAUACAUAUUAUAUAUAUGAAUUGCAAAACUUAACAAAAUAUGAACGUUGUUUAAUGUGUCAAUUAUUAAAAAUAGCUAAUAGAUUGAAUGAUAAAGAAAUAAAAAAAACGAAAGAGAAUUAUUAUUAUUAACAAAAGAAAACCUAUUUAUUUUAGUUCUUCCCACUAUAUACACAAAUACGUAAAUUAUUUGGAAAUCAAUCAAAUUGGAAUCAGAAAUGUAUCAAACAGUAAUAAAUAUAUUGAUCUUGUCUUGAUUAAAUUAUAUUUUUUAAGUAAUCUACUUAUUUUUUGACUAUCUAUACAUAAACAAAAACAUUGUGAAAAUAAUCCACGGCUUGUAAGCGCUUAUUUGUUUAAAAUGUGUUCUCAAGAUUUGUCCAAUUACCAAUAAAAAUAUAUAAAGAAAAGUAGAAAAAGUUCUGACCACCUACAAAGUCUUUGGGUAGUUAUAGAAUACUCAACUAAACUCUUGAACAAAAAUAGCUAACAGAAGGGAUUAAAUGCGAGUAGAAAUUAAGGCGAUGUAAAACUGUCUACCGACAUUAAUUGGUGCGAUAUUUGAUCCUGAUUUACUUAGUGUACAACGGUUAACAAGCCAGUUUUUUUUUGUUACCAUCUCCAAUUUAAAAAGUUAAGGCCCUUAUUACCAGAAGCGAAUCGAACGUUCAACUGAAAGCGAACGUUUUUGAAAUCACUCACUUCGUGAAUAUCAUUUCAGUAUUCACCUCAAAACUUAACUUGUUUGGAAAAAGAGAUGUUAACCCAUCUGAACGUCGAAAUACACCCAUCUUAAUUUUGCUAUAUAUUGGAUAUCGCAAACGUUCGUUUUAAGUCGAACGUUCAAUUCGCUUCCUGUAAUAAGGGCCUAAUACUCCUUUCUUUGGCUACUAGUUUUCCCAUAUAGAAUUUCUAACUUUCAACGACGUCGUCCUUACCCUUCAAAGUAAAACCGACAAAUUCUGAUAAACUACACUAAGACCAUUUGGUUUCACAAGUAUAAAGCUAUGCAUAGUAUGAUUUUGGAAACAGACCUAGACAAAUCUCCUUUUCUCUAUACAUUUUUGAAACUUUUUGAACAAAACAAGCGCCUUUAGAGAAAUAACUAAGCCGUGUUAUUUACUUAAUUUUAUAUAUUUUUGAACCCAAACUAACUAUUUAUUACCUAAAUUCAAACUUCUUAAGUAUUUAAUACAUUUUUUAAUUAAAAAAAUUGUUUAGUAUGUCGCUUACCUUAAAAUUAAUCCAAUCACAAAAUAAAUGUACAUGAAUUACAUAUUUUUCAACAAACAAAAAAAAAAAUAUAAAUCUUUUUAGAAUUUAGAACAAAAAUAAAAAUCUCCACUUAGCACCUAAGUCUUAAACGUAAAUCAUUAAAUCGCAUAUUAAAUUCAAAAUAUAUAUGUAUGCCGAAAAAUUCAAAAUACAUAAUAAUUUAACUAAAUAUUUUUAAAAAAUAAGUUUAAAUGUAAAUUCUUAUAUACGAGGCUUAUUUAAUAAUUUAAGAAAUACAAAAUUUAUACAAAAGAGCAAAACAAAACAAAACCAAAAAAAAAAGAGAACAACAAUUUUAAAUAAAACGAAAAAGCAUCGAAAUGUAAAUAAAACUAUUUUGUAUUUUGACUGAGUAUUUUGAAACAAAAUUUAAAAUAUAAAUCUAUGAAAUCAAGUCGCAAAAUGUAUUAUUAUAUUUUAUUUUCUCAAACCUUAAACUAAAAUUGUAAGAAAAA